Heterostelium album PN500 is the source of this 420-nucleotide messenger RNA. RefSeq lists its product as uncharacterized. NCBI's taxonomy places the organism in Eukaryota, Evosea, Eumycetozoa, Acytosteliales, Acytosteliaceae. The coding region runs from base 1 to 420 and encodes 139 amino acids. The transcript has 2 exons. The record is from RefSeq and is a predicted model, not a curated record.
AUGAAUAUAAACACUAAAAUAUUUAUUACCUUUUCUUUGAUAUUCUUUAUAGAAAUUGUAUCAAUGGAACCUGCAAUUUUUGUAUUUCAAGAUGAAAAUAAACAUGAAUUUGCUUUUAAAUUAGUAGAUUAUAAAGAUAUCCAACAUGCCAGAAAUCUUAUAAAUGGCGAAACAAAACGUCCUCAUGUAACUGGUAACAUUGUAAUGGGUACCUCAAUAAUCAAUCCAACAUUAAGUUUCCACUUGAACCCAGAGUCAAUUAAAUUUGUUGACAAUGUUAAUAAAACUUGUGAUGUUUCUAUUCAUAAUCUUAAAGAGAAUACAGAGAAUAGUUGUGGAGAUGUACUAGAAGAUUGUUAUUGGUGUAAUGGAGCCAGCAAAGUAACAAAGGAAAUUCAAAUAAUCAAUUCAAGAUUUUAA